This is a messenger RNA of Dentiscutata erythropus, 496 nucleotides long. The record is from the annotation of a GenBank genome assembly. Lineage: Eukaryota; Fungi; Glomeromycota; Glomeromycetes; Diversisporales; Gigasporaceae.
AUGUCAAACGAUAUUCUGGGACCUUUACCUUUCAAUUCAUGUGCUGCUAUAUAUAACGAAGAUGUUGAUAUAAUUCAUACGUUUUCAAGUCACUGUGAUAAACCUGCGACUAUGUCAAAUGAUAUUUUGGGACCUUUGUCCUUCGAUUCAUGUGCUUCAACAUAUGUAAUCUAUAUGUCUUCAAGUCGCUGUGAUAAACCUAUACCUAUGUCAAAUGAUAAUUUGGGACCUUCACUUUUCGAUCCUUGUACAUAUGAGGAAGAAGAAAUAAACCUUACGUCUACAAGUUGCAACAAUAAACCCGUGACUAUCACAAAUAAUAUAGAAUCUUCGCUUUUUGAUUCAUAUGCUUAUACAUAUAGUGAAGAUGUAAAUCAUAUGCCUCCAAGUUGCAGUGAUAAACCCAUGACUAUAUCAAAUGAUAUUUUGGAAUCUUUGCUUUUUAAUUCAUAUACUUAUACAUAUGGUGAAGGAGAUAGUAAAUUAGCACUUACUU